Impatiens glandulifera is the source of this 759-nucleotide messenger RNA. RefSeq lists its product as uncharacterized. Gene Ontology annotation, molecular function: RNA-DNA hybrid ribonuclease activity; nucleic acid binding. The transcript is spliced from 3 exons. NCBI's taxonomy places the organism in Eukaryota, Viridiplantae, Streptophyta, Magnoliopsida, Ericales, Balsaminaceae. The record is from RefSeq and is a predicted model, not a curated record. The coding region runs from base 1 to 759 and encodes 252 amino acids.
AUGACAGAUUCAACUAUGGGCAACCUGUUGGCUCAAGAAAACGAAGACAAACUCGAGAUCGUUGUCUACUACCUGAUAAAGAGAAUGACCGAGUAUGAAUUGAACUAUUUAACACCCGAGAAACGAACGCUGCUGUCGCCAAGACUCAAUAAAUGGAUGAUGAUGAUCUCUGAAUACGACAUCACAUAUACAACUCAGAAAUCUAUUAAAGGAAUCGUUGUUGCAGACUUCCUAACAGAUCAACCCAUCACGGUUGAGCCUUUUUUUGAACUCGACUUUCCUGAUGACUCCAUAAUGUUAAUCUCUUCAGACACAUGGAAGCUAAUGUUUGACGGAGCUUCGUCCAAAUAUGGCUAUGGAAUUAGAAUUCUCUUGAUGUAUCCCAAGGGAACCUACAAUCCCAUCUGUCUCAAAAUCGCAUACGAAAUAGGAGCAACCAAGCUAGAUGUAGUUGGCGACUCUAACCUGGUUAUAUUCUUAGUUAACGAAACAUGCCAAGUACGUGGAGAAAAUCUCAAACCCUAUCACACUUUCCUACUUCGUUUUAUCGACAAGUUCGAUCACGUGUCUUUUGUACACGCAACAAGAAGCCAAAAUCGAUUUGCCUAUGCUUUGGCUACACUAACAGCUAUGACCCGAAUUCUUGUUGGGAUUAAGGUCAAACAUCUGAAGGUCCGUCAGAAACGAAAAUCCGAUUUCAAAGUCGGAGUGGUAGCCUCCGUUCAAGUGCCCACCAAACCAUGGUUUGAUAUUCUUUAA